AUGGGAUGGAUCUGGCUUACUUCUCUUGGUCACAGUCACGAAAGCGGCCUUAUCCACGCUGAUUCCCAACUUCAACGAUUUCUUCUGCAAAACAAGAAAAAGCUUGAUGAUUCCUUUGUGAUCAUCAUGGGAGACCAUGGACUUCUUAUGGGCAAGACAAUAUCCAUAUCUGCCUAUGUACCUGAAGAAGUCACGAAAACCUAUCAAAUUGCGGUAAAAGCUAUGCCGCCAUGUGAUGGAGAGUUUAAGGCAGUUGUACGUCAAGUGAAUGAAAAUUUCGAGAUGGCUUCGGCAUCCAUUGACCGGCUUGAUCGCUAUGGAAAUAACGGAGAUUGCAUUGAAAGCGGCUUUAAACAUCUUUGUCAUUGCAAAGCGGUCAAGAAAGAAAAGGAUAAGAAGAAAGUUAACAAAGAGAAGUCGGCUAACUAG
Messenger RNA from Strongylus vulgaris, 429 nucleotides. The record is from the annotation of a GenBank genome assembly. NCBI's taxonomy places the organism in Eukaryota, Metazoa, Nematoda, Chromadorea, Rhabditida, Strongylidae.